CUGCGUCAUUCGUAUCCAGCGAUGUAGGACAAACAAAGGGUGAACACGAUCUAUAGUAGUCUAACUCUAUCUCCGUACACGGCGAGAUACGUCCUACAGCGACGGAUUUUGUAGUUGGAUACGGGUACUCUGAAACCAGGAAUACCUCUCUGCAAGUGUGUUUGAUACUGGGCGAGGUAUUGUUGUCUUCACACACACAAAAUGGCGCAGCAGCUACGAAUCUACCCGCCUGAGUCGACAGCAAGACAGUCAGCCAAGAAAGGCGCAGCGUCUUCACCGUGGAACGCAAUGAAGGCGAUGUCACGUAACAUCUUGGUGACGGUAGGGAUUCUGAUUCUAGUUCAAGACCUGUACCUGGCCGCCGUGACAUCCAGAAUUGAUGACGACUGUGAAAGCUCGAAGCCUGAUACAGGACAGCUACACUUCUCCAACUCUGCAAACAGAGCACGGCAGGUGAAAUCGUUACCGAGGGAGAAAAUUGAGCCCCCACCCCAGGUUGUGGUUGCCCGUGGGGUCUCCAACACCCGGCGGAGUAGAAACCUGAAACCGAACAGACAAGCCUACCUCAACCUGCUCGGACAACUCAACGACUCAUCUGUACUGACAAAACUUCCCAAUGUACCGUACAACUAUGGCAAGAUAGAUAAAUUAAGGAACGACAUAUUCAGGGAAACGCACAUCAAGAGGUACCUGAUCGCGAGUCAAGAGAACACACCGCUGAGAUCUCCACUGCCAUUUUUCGAAGGAAGAAACAAAACUACGUACUACGCUGUUCCAGAGUUGUACAAGCUACUACCAUCUCCAGAUAACAAAAAGUUGAAGUUGCCUAAGAACCCUAUUCACAGCUGCAGUGUAGUCGGGAACGGCGGGAUACUGCUGGAUAGCGGCUGUGGUCCACAAAUAGACUCGUCAUCCGUCGUCUUGAGGUGAGUUCUCUGCGAUAUCUGAACAUAUUUGUUAUCAAUUAGCCAAGAAGGCAUGGAUGGUCACCUGUAGAAGAAGCAUUGGGUCGUAUACUACCAUAAUUUCUUUCUUACCGA
Branchiostoma floridae (Florida lancelet) is the source of this 1040-nucleotide messenger RNA. RefSeq lists its product as uncharacterized. The coding region runs from base 202 to 930 and encodes 242 amino acids. Gene Ontology annotation, molecular function: alpha-N-acetylneuraminate alpha-2,8-sialyltransferase activity. Gene Ontology annotation, biological process: N-glycan processing; oligosaccharide metabolic process. The transcript has 4 exons. The record is from RefSeq and is a predicted model, not a curated record. Lineage: Eukaryota; Metazoa; Chordata; Leptocardii; Amphioxiformes; Branchiostomatidae.